CUAUGCGGGCGUCUCCGAUCCGUCGGCGCAGCACACACACAAGUCGGCUUGGAGGCCGGGUGGAGGGGGUGGGAGCGGGGGAGACGCUUGUGGUUGUACUUGUGGUGGCGGCUGCUGAGGGCUGAACGCAGGGGGCGGCUGGGCAGGAGUAUUCACCAUCGGCUGAUAUGGCAUUGCGGGAGGGGCACCCAUGGCAUUCAUCGGCUGAGCAUUAGCAGGGCCGAGGGGCUGAGCAGCCAUGAGAGCACCACCCAUCUGCUGCUGAGGAGGCGGGGGCCAUUGCGCAGUGGUCAUCUGUGGCGCCAUUGGCUGUGGCUGCUGGUUGACCGGCUGACCGUGAGACAGCUGCGCCAUCGCCGGCAUAAACUUCACUCUCCAUGCACUCUUCAAUCGCUGGAUAGCCUCCAGGCCGAAUCUCCUCUCGGCCUCUCGCCCCGCAUACCGCGGCAGGCCUCUGCGCGACUCAGGCAAUCGCUUCGAGACGUCAAUCCCCACCACAAAGAACGCAAAGUGGCUCUCGACACGAGUCGGGCCGUCGCACGGGGGAUCGGCCCCUCUCGUCCUCGGCGCCAGAAAAUCGCCCUCCCCAUCAUUGCAUGGCCGAGUUGUCAGUAUCCGAUUGGAGAUGACAGGCAUGGUCUGCAUGUCUUGUCUUGCUGAAGGGUUUGAGGGCGGAAUGGGGAAGAAGGGUCGCGAAUCGGGAUCGAAUAAGGAUGCGAGGAUGUUGAUGAUGAGCACGCCAGCCACGAACACGCCCCAGUAGACGGGGAGGGGUCGGAGGGGAGGCAUGUCCAUCCUUGCCGCUGCUGAUGUGGCUGAAGGUGCAGUGGCUGAAGGUGCAGGUCUGUUGUUGUCGUCGUCCUUUGAGGAUGAAACGGUCGGUGAGUCAGAUUUGGGUGAAUGCUGUCGACAUCGGUGACGCUGCAUAGCCUCAGAUUACCACCACGGCACCGGCAAUGGCUCGUGUACGGGGAUAGGACGGGCAGACGGACGGCGACAGAAUAGGGAUUCGCUCUCAGGCUGAGUGCCGAAAGGGAUGUGUUGAUACGAAGGGGUGAAGUGAAACGGGAUGCACACAACUGCACAACAUGGCAGACACAGCCGCGAAGGUACAGCAGCGAGAUGAGUUAGAAUGAGUUCUUGUUGUCAAGCACCGUCACGGUGUUACAGACAGACAAGUCAUCCUAUGCUCUCUCACCUGCUGGACAGCGCGAUGAGAAGGACGUCCUCGAACGCGUCAAUGGC
Molecule: messenger RNA, 1245 nt
Organism: Vitrella brassicaformis
Lineage: Eukaryota; Vitrellaceae
Source: the annotation of a GenBank genome assembly